Messenger RNA from Osmerus eperlanus (European smelt), 4686 nucleotides. RefSeq names its product zinc finger and BTB domain containing 11 (gene zbtb11). NCBI's taxonomy places the organism in Eukaryota, Metazoa, Chordata, Actinopteri, Osmeriformes, Osmeridae. The record is from RefSeq and is a predicted model, not a curated record. Gene Ontology annotation, molecular function: DNA-binding transcription factor activity, RNA polymerase II-specific; protein binding. The coding region runs from base 214 to 3726 and encodes 1170 amino acids. Gene Ontology annotation, biological process: regulation of transcription by RNA polymerase II. Gene Ontology annotation, cellular component: nucleus. The transcript has 10 exons.
UUUGUCUGUUCAUGCAAGUCCACCCCUGACGGUCACGAAUUGCAGUUCCACCUUAGAAAACAAUUUGAAACAUAGCCUCAAUAUUGCUUUAUUUAUACUAUGUCGUUACUGAAAACGAAUUAAAAAUUGUAGUUUUAUAUUAAAAACUCGAAGGGGAUUUUGCCUUCGAAAUAGAUUCAUUAUUUUGUUGUUCGCGAGCGGCUGACUGAGGUUAUGUCGUGCGAGGAGAGCUACUUAGCUAUCAGACGGUAUCUGACUGAUGAGCGGGAGCCGUACGCUCCGGGGACGCAUGGCAACACCAAGAGAAAAAUACGGAAAGCUGCAGCAUGUUAUGUCAUGCGAAAUGGGACUCUAUACUACCAGAGACGACAGAAGGGCCUGGACGAGUUUACGGAGUUGGAAGUGGUUCUGCAGGACGGGCGAAGGAAGGAACUUAUUGAUCAGUGUCACAUUACUGCCGGAGGAGAACACAUAAAUCAGCAUUUAACCUGGGAAUCCAUCUCCCAAAAGUACUGGUGGCGAGGUAUUUUGAAGCAGGUGAAGGACUACAUCCGGGAUUGUAACCAAUGCCAGAGCCGCCUGGAUCGUCGCGGGCUGUCAGACGACGGGACCGGGCCCAGACCCGUGGGUCGACCGAUCCGCCGGAAGACCGUGGUUCACCUCAGUGAUGAAGAUGAGGAAGAAGAGGAAGAAGGAGACGAGGAGACAGAUGUGUCCGGCUCCUUUCAGAAGAAGAUACGGACGUCCAAGACACUGGCCAAACACGAGCUUGUCUUUGUGGACAGCAAAGGGGUGGUGAAGCAGUUCCUCCCCAGACACAGUCAGACCAUGCUGGACAAACUCAACCAGCAGCGCCUUGGCAACCAGUUCUGUGACAUCACCCUGCUCAUCGAGGGGGAGGAACACAGAGCCCACAAGGCCGUGCUGGCUGCCUGCAGCGACUACUUCAAGGAGCUGUUUGUGGAGAAGGGGGCUGUUUCCACGCACGAGGCUGUGGUGGACCUCUCAGGUUUCACCAAGUCCAGCUUCCUGCCUCUGCUGGACUUUGCCUACACGUCCCACCUCUCGUUCAACUUCUGUGUGAUGGCCGAGGUGGCCACCCUGGCCCGGCACCUGCUGAUGGCCGAGGUGCUGCAGAUCUGCGAGUCCGUCCACAAGCAGGUGGAGGAGCAGAAGCUGAUGGUGUACCAGAGGGGAGACAUCCACACCGUGGUGUCCAGCCAGCCUGCACCGGCACAGGCCUUCAUCCAGGAGUCGGGGGCCUACAUGGUGACCAUCCAGAGCGAUGGCCAGGCCGUGGUCACCCAUACUGGGGUGGGCGUUUCAGGCGAGUCCCUGGCUGUCGUGGCUAACCCUGGGGAGGUGUUCCAGGGGGAGGCCGCGGAGGAGGAGGGGGAGGCAGGGGAGGGCGUGGUGCUGGUGGCCCACGGAGGAGAGGCGGGGCCCGGGGAGACGGUGACCCUGAUUGCCCACGGCGGGGAGACCGGGGAGGGGGGCACCAUGACAGUGGUGACCCAUAGCGGGCAGGCGGGAGCAAGCGAGUCCCUGGCUGUGGUCUCGGCCUGCCUGGCCCUGGAGCAGACUCCAGAGGCUUCCAUGGAGCCUGGGGCUUUCCUCAUCAACGUAGACCCAGGAACCCCCUCAGAGCUGGUCCCGCAGCCCACCACAGUGCCCCCCACAGCGCCCCCCGCAGCCCCGGAGGAGAAUGCACAGGCCACCCCAAGCCAGUCUGAGACGGACAAAUCACAACCGCAGGUGGAGGAGCCUGUAGCCUCCGCCCCUGCCCAGCCCCCGGCCUUGGCCCCGCCCCCCAAGCGGAAGCGCGGCCGGCCGGCCAAGGUGAAGGUGGAGGAAGUGGAGGAGGAGGUGGAGGAGGAGGUGGAGGAGCGAGUGAGCCUCCCUGUGGAGGAGGUGGAGGAGGCGCAGGGGGGGCCCUACAGGAGGAGGCUCCGACAGCGCUCCAUGGGGGAGGGGGGCUACGUCAGGCUGCACAUGGGCCUGGAGGAGGAGGAGGACAGCAAGACCCCCGCUACUCAGAGAGCCACCAAGGAGGGUCAGAAGCUGGCGAAGAGAGGCCGCCCCCCCAAGAGGAGAGUAGAGGAAGAGGGGGAGGGGGGGCUGGGGCCCUCGGGCAGGGAGGGGGCUGAGCCCCCCCAGACGGCCUCCACAGGGCCGGAGCAGGAGGUGGAGUCGGGGGCCCCGCCCCCCCAGGGCCCCUCCCAGCCGGAGGGGGUUGUGGAUGGGGAACACACCUGCUCUGAAUGUGGCAUGACCUUCCAGCGACGCUACGCCCUCAUCAUGCACACGCUCAAACACGAGAAGGCACGCGGGUACAAGUGUAGCCUGUGCAGUAAGGAGUUCCAGUACGCCGCCUCACUGCGCGCCCACCUGGCCCGUCACAAGCAGCAGAAGAGCCAGCGCCCCCCGGUGGGUCGCCCCAGCCAGGACGACGAGGGGCUGGAGGGGGAGGGUGCGGGCCGCAUCAAGAGGGAGUUCGUCUGCGACAUCUGCGGCAAGACGCUGCCCAAGCUGUACUCUCUACGCAUCCACAUGCUGAACCACACGGGCGUGCGACCACACGUGUGCAAGGUGUGUGGGAAGACCUUCGCACACAAGCACAGCCUGAAGAUGCACCGCGUCCUGCACGAUGCCGCCAAGCAGUUCCACUGUGUUCUGUGUGACAAGUCGUUUGUCAGCAAGAGGAGCCUGGAGGAGCACACCAGUAUACACACAGGUGAGUCUAAGUACCUGUGUGUCCAGUGCGGGCGGUCCUUCCAUCGUGCGUCAGGGCUGAGUAAACACCUGAAGAGACACCAGCCCAAACCUGAUGUCAGAGGCUUCUCCUGCGACCACUGUGAUAAGAGUUUCUACGAGGCGAAGGACCUGCAGCAGCACAUGAACAAGCACCUGGGCCUGAAGCCCUUCCAGUGUCAGGUGUGUGGGAAGUGUUACAGCUGGAAGAAGGACUGGUACUCUCACGUCAAGUCUCACAGCGUGGCUGAGCCCUACAGGUGUAGCGUGUGUGGGAAGGAGUUCUUUGAGAAGGCUCUGUUCAGGAGACACGUAAAGAAAGCCACGCAUGGGAAGAAGGGCCGCGUCAAGCAGAACCUGGAGAGAGAGUGUGAGCACUGCGGCAGGAAGUUCACCCAGCUCCGAGAGUACCGGCGCCACAUCAACAACCACCAGGGUGUGAAACCCUUCGAGUGUCUGACCUGCGGCGUGGCGUGGGCCGACGCCCGCUCCCUGAAGCGCCACGUGCGCACGCACACGGGCGAGCGGCCCUACGUCUGCCCCAUGUGCCAGGAGGCCCACAUUGACGCCCGCACUCUCCGUAAGCACAUGACCAAGUACCACGGCGACCAGCUGCCUGGCAAGAUCAUGCUGGAGAAAGACACCCUGCAGUUCCACAACCAGGGGACCCAGGUGGAGCACGCCGUCAGCAUCCUGCCCUCAGACCUGCCCCCGGAGCUCCGCCCGCCCCAGAGCGCCCCCGCCGAGGAGAUCGAGACCGUCCUCAUCACCGAGGAGACGGUGGAGGCGGUGCAGGCGGUGGAGGCGGUGGGCGACGGCUCCCUCUCCACGCUGUCCGACCAGAGCAUCAUGCAGGUGGUGAACUACGUCCUGGCCCAGAAGGCAGUGCUGCCGGUGGGGGGGAAGCUGGACGACAGCCCCCAGGAGCUCCAGACCAUGGAGGUGGAGGUGGCGCAUGGGGCCGAGUUGGAGUGACUUUGCCCUGGGCACCCUCUCCUCACGGACUGGCCCUCUGGUGCCAUGUAAUAUAAGUUGUUACAGAGAAGUGGACAUGGGUGAACUGUUCUUGACUGUGUGUGUGAUGGAGAGAGGGAGUGUGUGUACUGGAAGGUCACUGUUGUGGACGGUUUAUUCGUGAGUCAAAUGGAAACUAUCCACCAAUAGAAACUCAGGAGAAGUUUUGUUUAUAAAGGAUGGACGGCACAUGGACCUUUCAUAGGAGCUGGUUUAGCACGUCCUUCUCAGAUGUCCCCCCUUCCCCCUAGUUUGAUCUGUAGAGCCCCCAGCUGGCUACGGUCACUGUUCUUCCUGGACAGGAACACCAAAUAAAGACCCUGCUGCAACAACAGUGCCCCCUGCCUCUUGGAAAGUGUAUUGCGAAACUUUUGCAAAUAAAAAGUAAAAUGUGAAUUACUUUUAUAAGAUGUUUUGAUAACUUAUGCUUUACAUUUGACCUAAAGAAUAUGUAAAUAACGCACAACACCACUAUCGGAAUUUUUUUAAUUUGGGGGUUUAUAUCAAAAUAGGUACAUUGCAACAUAUUUACAAAACAUUGUACAAAAAUACAGAACAGGAGAUGAUUGACUGUGCUUUAUCUGUACUUAAACAAAACCUGGCCUAACUCACGUAGCCCGAGCACAUACACAACACUUUCUAUAUCUGAGUCAACUUCGUAAACGUUUUGAUUCCUGCUUCAAAUCCUUUAACAGAUUGUGGUCUGGCAGUGAAACUAAACGGGGGAGUCAGGUGGCUGAGCGGUUAGGGAAUCGGGCUAGUAAUCUGAAGGUUGCCAGUUCGAUUCCCGGUCAUGCCAACUGACGUUGUGUCCUUGGGCAAGGCACUUCACCCUACUUGCCACGGGGGGGAAUGUCCCUGUACUUACUGUAAGUCGCUCUGGAUAAGAGCGUCUGCUAAAUGACUAAAUGUAAACAGAAU